Molecule: messenger RNA, 985 nt
Organism: Astrephomene gubernaculifera
Lineage: Eukaryota; Viridiplantae; Chlorophyta; Chlorophyceae; Chlamydomonadales; Astrephomenaceae
Source: the annotation of a GenBank genome assembly
GUCGUACGGUGCUGACGGUUGGAUCUCGGUUGGCGUACGGCGAGGUUGUGGACGAGUGCCAGGUGAUGGUGCUGUUGCAUGAGGAGGUGACACCGCCAGGCUUCCGCCCAACUGAGGCGGUCAUGGCAACGGACCUUUCGGGCUGCCCUCUGCUCUGCGUCCUCUCCGCGCCCCAAGCUCGUCUGCUUGCCUUCUCCAUCACAGCUGCUCCGGGGCCGCCUGCCGGUUCCGGAGCGGGUGGUAACGGCGGUGGCGGCGUGCAUGGAUCGCACGCCACACCCGCGCCAUCUGGAGGUGGCGGCGGCGGAGCCGCCGCUGCAUCCGCCGCUGCCGCCGCCGCCGGGGGUGUACGAGUGACGCUGGCGGGGUCGUUAGAGGCACUGGCGGUGGCGGCGGUGGCAGCGACUGGGCUGCCGGUGGUUGGGGAGUCGGCUAGCGGCGCCGGUGGCAGCAGCAGCAACGGUGGUAGUGGUUGUCGUACGAUUGGCGGAGGUGAUGUGCACCGGGACUUGCUGGUUCUGCAGCCGUCGGGACAGCUGGUGCUGCAUAGAGGCUUAUCGCCGCUAUUUGCAAUCUCGCUGGGUUCAGCCGCGACUGCGACCUCGGCUGCUACACGCGAGGGCGGUGCAGCAGCAGCUGCCGUACCUUCGGGUGCCGCCACCGCCGCAGCAAGAGACGGUCGCGGCGCGCGAGCAGCUUCCCCCACAUUUCAGCAGCCGCAGCCACACCUCGGUGGCGGCGACGGCGGCGUACAUGAAGGAAUCUUUGGCGGCGGCGCGGUGUCGACUCCUGCCUCUCAGGCUGGAACCGACAUGAUGCUGGAUGAGGAUUCCGAUAUGGAACAAGACCAGGAGGCGGACAGCAGCGAUGAGGAGGAGGAGGGCGGCGCUGGUAGAGGGGGGCGCAGCCGGCUGCCACCGCCGCCGCCGUCACGGCGUGACAACCUGCCGCACAUGCGCGUUCCCUCGGGCGGCAGCGGGGCUGG